Messenger RNA from Lingula anatina, 1601 nucleotides. Its product is annotated as actin-related protein 2/3 complex subunit 2. Gene Ontology annotation, biological process: actin filament polymerization; Arp2/3 complex-mediated actin nucleation. NCBI's taxonomy places the organism in Eukaryota, Metazoa, Brachiopoda, Lingulata, Lingulida, Lingulidae. The record is from RefSeq and is a predicted model, not a curated record. Gene Ontology annotation, molecular function: structural constituent of cytoskeleton; actin filament binding. Gene Ontology annotation, cellular component: Arp2/3 protein complex; actin cytoskeleton.
GUCACGACGCCAUCUUACUUCCUGAAAGUCCACCCAUUUCUUGAAUUUUGAUUGGGGUCUUAAUACGUCUACCAGAAGGAUGAUUUUACUUGAGAUCAAUAAUAGGGUAGUGGAAGAAACGUUGACACUCAAAUUCAAGAAUGCACUAAGCGGUCUCUACUCCCAAAACAGUACAAAUGAUAAGAAAAGGGGAAAACCAGAAAGUGUUGAUAUCACUGUAGCAGAUUUUGACGGUGUCAUAUACCAUAUAUCCAACCCAGAUGGAGACAAAUUUAAAGUUAGAGUCAGCAUCUCUCUCAAGUUCUACAAAGAUCUCCAGGAGCACGGAGCAGAUGAUUUGAUCAAGCGAGAGUACAGUGCAUUCCUCACCACGCCAGAAGAAGGCUACAAUGUAUCAUUAGUCUACGAUUUAGAAAAUGUUCCCUCUGAUUGGCCAGAAGUUGUCAAGAAGGCGGGGCUUCUGAAACGUAACUGCUUUGCAUCUGUAUUUGAAAAAUACUUUGAAAUUCAAGAAAAAGGGGAGGGAGGACGAAAGCGAGCUGUGAUCAAUUACAGAGAUGAGGAAACCAUGUAUGUGGAUGCAAAGAAGGACCGUGUGACAGUGAUCUUUAGCACGGUGUUCAAAGACGAUGACGACAUCAUCAUUGGAAAGGUGUUUAUGCAGGAAUUCAAGGAAGGUCGCCGUCGCUACCAACAGGCCCCCCAGGUGCUGUUCAGUCACCGUGAGCCACCGCUGGAACUCCAGGGGACAGACGCCAAGACUGGCGACAACAUCGGAUACAUCACAUUUGUCCUGUUUCCGCGCCACACAAGUCCUGCAGCCCGUGACAACACCAUCAACCUGAUCCAUACACUUAGGGACUACCUACACUAUCACAUUAAGUGCUCCAAGGCAUAUAUUCACUCUCGGAUGCGUGCAAAGACGUCAGAUUUCCUCAAAGUUCUCAACAGAGCCAGACCCGAGCCAAAAACAAAAGAAAGGAGGACGAUAACGGGCAGAGUUCUCCGGCAGUGAUAGAAGAUAACAGAUCUUAUUAAAAAUAAACAUUUCUAAAGAUUUCCAAACCCCCUCUACAUACAGUUACACAGAUGAUUGGAAUAUAAAAACCCCAGGAGACUUAAUAACCACCUUGAAAUAAUAAUUCUGAGAAGAAACUUUUGAAGAGAUGAAGGCAGCGAUGCUAAGACCAGGCUGAGCGUGGAUGGAACGAUAGAGGAGGGGGGGGGGGGUCAUUAUUGUGUUGGUUGAACAACUUGAUGGUUACGUUUAAGAUGAUUCAAAAUCCCAAGGAUCAAAUUUGGGGUGGAUAUUAUAUAUGAAAAAAGUUCUCUUGAGAAUUGACUCCAAUUUUAUACAUAUUAUAGUGAUUAUUAAGAUAAUUCUAGCUGAAUGAUAUUCUGUACCAAAGUUAAUUAGAGUUCAUUUGUUGCCUGUUUCCAUGGUAAACAACUAAAGUUUAUUUGACUGGAAGUCUCGACUUUGCUCCUUUAGUUUCCUCAGGUAGUCUUGAGAAUUUAGGAACCUUGGGAUCAGAGCACAGAUAGUUGGAACUGGCAAAGUCCAAAGAUUUCUGCUCUGUAAUGGCCUUUUUGCAAAAUUU